AUGCGCAGGCCGGGGACGCUGCCCUGCUCGGGUGUACAACGGGGAACGAGCUCGGCUUCCGGUAACUCCAAUACCGGGACCAACAAUUCCGGUUCCCUUCACCAUCAGCAAAAGCAGCAGCAACAACAUCACCAGCAGCAGCAGCAGCAACAGCAGAAGGGAGACGUGACCUGCAACGGUAUCAAUGGUACCGCACCGAGGAUACACCACAUGGCGAAUCAUUCGCUGAGGCGGAAUCAUCAGGCAUCAUCCACUGUUCCCGCGCUUCCGGCACGCGGUGGUAACGAGAACGGUUCGCUGGUUGAAUCGGGCGGCAGAUCGUCGUGCAGGAGUUCGUUGCAAAAUGGCAUAAUACCCGGGCAUCCGCCGCCGCCGCCCCGAUCUCAUCCCCCCUCUUGUAAUCAGUCCUCUUAUCCGACUCUGACGGACACGCGCUCCGUAGUUUUUGCGCUCGAGGUCCACUACCUGCAGGAACUCGACUUCCAGAACAAGCGCUCCGUAGUUUUGGCUGUCCAGGUACUUGACCUGAUGACUUUUGACCUCCGGGAGUAA
This is a messenger RNA of Neodiprion virginianus, 552 nucleotides long. RefSeq names its product probable E3 ubiquitin-protein ligase IRF2BPL. The coding region runs from base 1 to 552 and encodes 183 amino acids. The record is from RefSeq and is a predicted model, not a curated record. NCBI's taxonomy places the organism in Eukaryota, Metazoa, Arthropoda, Insecta, Hymenoptera, Diprionidae. The transcript is spliced from 2 exons.